CUGCUCUACCUCGUGGACACUCUUUACGGACUGCACAGACGACACACACAGCACCAGCGUUGAGCUUGAGAGACAGGGGGAGUCAGAGUCAAGUAGACGAGUAUUGGUCAUACCUUUCAGCAUAAUUCAAUAGUAUCUGUUCAAAUAACAGGAAUACACGGAGUGAUGCUGGUCUUUGCAUAACUACCACAGUUGUUCGCUGCUUUUGUUGUUACUGGUAGUAGACGGAAGGAGUGUUACACAGUCCAAUACGGCUUCUGUUAUGGAGUCUAAUGCCACUCAGCUGCCUGGGGGACGCGACUCCAGUUGCUCUCCACCAAGCUCCAAACAAGACCUACCAACAUUCAACCCCAAUCUGAAACCCAACCAGGUCAGCGAGACUGCCCUGUAUGGAAUACCCAUUGUCUGCCUGGUGAUAGAUGGCCAAGAGAGACUGUGCCUAGCACAGAUCUCAAAUACACUGCUGAAGAACUAUAGCUACAACGAGAUUCACAACCGUCGCGUGGCGCUUGGCAUCACCUGCGUGCAGUGCACCCCAGUCCAGCUGGAGAUUCUGAGGCGCGCGGGCGCGAUGCCCAUCUCCUCGAGGCGGUGUGGGAUGAUCACAAAGCGGGAGGCAGAGAGGCUAUGUAAAUCCUUUCUCGGAGCUCACAACCCUCCUAAACUACCAGAAAACUUCUCCUUCGAUGUGUCACAUGAGUGUGCUUGGGGGAGCCGUGGUAACUUCAUACCAGCAAGAUACAACAGCUCACGAGCCAAGUGCAUCAAAUGCGCCUAUUGCAAUAUGUAUUUUUCUCCAAAUAAGUUCAUAUUCCACUCUCACCGCACACCGGAAUCCAAGUACACCCAGCCCGACGCUGCUAACUUUAAUUCCUGGAGAAGACAUCUGAAACUUACAGACAAGGGUUCACCGGAGGAUGUGGCUCAUGCGUGGGAGGACGUGAAGGCCAUGUUUAAUGGUGGCAGCCGAAAGCGGACGCUGCCCAUGCACGGUCACGGGACCGAGCGCUCCUCUCCGUUGAAGCCACACCAAGGACCUACCAAUCCCCCCCGGAGAGACUCGCCAGAUAUACCCGCUAAAAUACUCCGCUGCGAAGACAACAGGGGAGGAAUGGGGAGCACGACGAGCAGCACGCGCAGCUACCCCAUCAUCCCGGUGCCCAGCAAGAGCUUCGGGAUGUUGCAGAACGUGAAGAUUCCUCCGCCGCUCUUCCCCCAUCCUUACGGGUUCCCGGCCUUCGGGUUGUGUCAGAAGAAGGAUGGCGGUUCUUUAAUGGCUGGAGAACCAAAUAAAGCCAAUCUCUCCGGGGUCUUCUCUUGGCAUGGCACCAAGGACAGCGCCUACCACUCUUUUCCCAUGUUUUGGCCAACCACAGGAGGCCUUCCAAUGCCAUCCUACCCCCACCCCCGGCCCCAGCCCAAACCACCCACAGAACUCCUGUGCGUCAGGCAGAGUGAGCUGGACGCAGGCGAGCAGAGCGACCGAAGAAGCAACACGCCGAAGGACAGUCCGAUGGACAGCGAACGUUGCUCCAGCACCCAGUCUGCACGGAAUGAGAACGACAAAUCCGGGGAUGAGGCAAGGUCGAUGGAAGGUAUAAUGCCCGUUCUACCAAGGAAAAAUAGCUACGUCUCAGCUUUUAGGCCGGUCAUCAAAGACGCGGAGAGUAUAGCUAAACUUUACUGUAACCAUGCGACAUACGGCGGGCCUCGAGCUGGGUAUCUGUCACCUGACUUUCUGAGCGAGAGCUCGAGCUACAGGUCAAUGUCGCCAGGCAGCGUGGACAGCGUGGGCGAGCCGGAUGUGGACGUGGAGACCAAUAAGUCUCAGGAAGACGAGGAGUCCCUUUCGCACUCGGUGGAUGACAGCAGGAGUCCCCCUGGCCCUGUUCUAAACCUGACGCGGGUUGCAGGUUCACCCAUCGGCCAAGUAUCUAAACCUGAGACAGACCAGGCCCCUGUGGUUCAUACCUCUCAGAGAAUGAACUCCCCUCUACAUGUGGUUUUGUCUUCAGAUAGAGAGAGGCAGAGCAAUACUAUCACACCUUUUGAUGAAGUAUAUUCACCGGAUAGGAGUGACAUGCAACAAAAGAGCAGUCCAUAUGCUUUUGGUUCAGCAACGAUUUACAAGACUGAAACUGUGGAAUCGAAAGAUGACAGUUCACGUAGAGAGGAGCCAUCUUCAACAGUGGAGGAAGUUGAAACGAAAUCUUAUAACGGUCAAAGCAGUGAGGAGAGCGCGAGAGAUGAACCAGAUGAGGGAGAGGAGUCAACGCACAAUGUUAGCGGGGCCUCACAGAUAGAUAUAGAAAAACUGGCAAAAGAGGAAUUGCAGAAACAGCUCGUUGAGCAAGUGGAGAUCAGAAAGAAACUGGAACGAGAAUUCCUACAUUUAAAAAAUAAUUUCCAAGAUCAGAUGAAAAGGGAGCUGUCGUACAGAGAAGAGAUGGUCCAGCAGCUCCAUAUUGUCAGAGAAGCUCACGACGCACUACACCAUUUCUCCUGUAAGAUGCUGACUCCUCGUCACUGUGUUGGAACCUGCUCCUUCAAACCACCACUACUUCCACCCUGAGGGCUGAUCACGACCACUCUUGCUGUAUAUAUUACAUCAGAUUAUAUACAGAGGUACCUGAUCCAGGAUCAGUUCGACCUUAUAGAUUAUAAAACAUCAUAUUAUGUACAUCAGAUUAUAUAGACAGAGGUACCUGAUCCAGGAUCAGUUCGACCUUGUAGAUUAUAAAACAUCAUAUUAUGUACAUCAGAUUAUAUAGACAAAGGUACCUGAUCCAGGAUCAGUUUGACCUUAUAGAUUAUAAUACAUUAUAUAGAGGGGGACUUGGUCCAUAGAUCCGUAUAGAUAAUCACAGAGCUUUUCUACAAACUUUACAAAAAGGUUUUCAAGAAAAUCGGGGUAGGAAGUUUCAAAACUUCUAACUAAUUUCCAUAACGUAGUUGCUUCUGAGAAAGGAGCUCACAGGAAUCCAAAUAAAUAAAAACACACCUUCUACAUUUCUGGAUAACCUGGGAAUAUUGGGAAAUACCAAAAUAUGCUUCCCUAUUCCAAGUAAUGAUCUAUGAUCAGUUUAGCAUUUUAGAUGAAUAACACAUACGAUUAAAUACGGGAACCGGGCUGGCCGACAUCGUAAUACCAGAAGGAAAGUUAAAGGAAGUGUGUCCUCAGACUGUAUAAAGUCAUACUCUAAAAGACCACAAAAACAUUUUAUUUGACCAUUACUUUUAUA
Esox lucius (northern pike) is the source of this 3242-nucleotide messenger RNA. It is a transcript of the gene skor1b, whose product is annotated as SKI family transcriptional corepressor 1b. Bases 263 to 2572 code for a protein of 769 amino acids. Gene Ontology annotation, cellular component: transcription regulator complex; nucleus. Lineage: Eukaryota; Metazoa; Chordata; Actinopteri; Esociformes; Esocidae. The transcript has 8 exons. Gene Ontology annotation, biological process: negative regulation of BMP signaling pathway; negative regulation of transcription by RNA polymerase II. The record is from RefSeq and is a predicted model, not a curated record. Gene Ontology annotation, molecular function: RNA polymerase II cis-regulatory region sequence-specific DNA binding; SMAD binding; DNA-binding transcription factor activity, RNA polymerase II-specific.